Cololabis saira (Pacific saury) is the source of this 1541-nucleotide messenger RNA. It is a transcript of the gene snx12, whose product is annotated as sorting nexin 12. NCBI's taxonomy places the organism in Eukaryota, Metazoa, Chordata, Actinopteri, Beloniformes, Belonidae. Gene Ontology annotation, molecular function: phosphatidylinositol-3-phosphate binding. Gene Ontology annotation, biological process: endocytic recycling; late endosome to Golgi transport. Bases 241 to 936 code for a protein of 231 amino acids. Gene Ontology annotation, cellular component: early endosome membrane; retromer complex. The record is from RefSeq and is a predicted model, not a curated record. The transcript has 5 exons.
CGCAGUCAGUCUCGUCUCCUCCACAGGACGGAACUAGUAACGCAUUUACCGAUAGCAGGGUGCAGGGCGGCGGGGCCCCGAACACAGAGCUGCUUCCCCGGCACAGCGGUCCUAGCGCAGGGGUGGAUGGUUCAGAUGAGCCGUGGGUCCAGGUGCUCCGAGCUGCUCUGAUUCUGCUCUGAUUCCCCCGGUCCUCUCCACCACAGAUUCCCCCGGUCCUCUCCACCACAGCCCGACACCAUGGCAGACCCCGCGGUCGCCGACACUCGCCGGCUCAACUCCAAGCCCCAGGACCUCACUGACGCCUACGGCCCCCCCAGCAACUUCCUGGAGAUAGAUGUGUACGACCCCCAGAUCGUGGGGGUCGGCAGGACCCGGUACACUACUUACGAAGUUCGGAUGCGGACAAACCUGCCCAUUUUCAAAUUAAAGGAUUCAUGUGUGAGGAGAAGAUACAGUGACUUUGAGUGGUUAAAGAAUGAGCUGGAAAGAGACAGUAAGAUUGUAGUACCACCUCUGCCGGGCAAAGCUCUGAAGAGACAGUUGCCAUUCCGUGGAGACGAGGGCCUUUUUGAGGAGUCCUUCAUCGAGGAGCGGCGAUCGGGCCUGGAGCAGUUCAUCAACAGAAUUGCAGGUCACCCUUUGGCCCAGAAUGAGCGCUGUCUUCACAUGUUUCUGCAAGAGGAAUCCAUUGACCGUAACUACAUUCCUGGAAAAACUAUACAGACCGAAGCACCUGCCCUGUGUACAUUUAUUUCUACAUCACAUCAUUAUAAUGUGGAUGGGAAUAUCAGAAGUGAAAAAUAUCAGCAAUGCAGGGAAGAAGAAAAAAACAGCUUUUGCUCCUGGUCGAAAUUAAGAGAUUCACUGUAUAAAAUAAGUUUACGUUGUGUCUUCAUUCAGUCAUUCCACACGCGGUGUGUAAAAACAUUUUGAUUCAUCAGUUAUGAGAAAGACAUGCUACUUGUGUUUCUUAUUUUUGCCUUUUUCUUUGGAAGAAAGGUUAUUAUGCUCUCUGAAAGUUUUAUGUAAGAUUUAAAAAUAAGAGCUUAAUUACCAGUUUGUCAUUGAUGUUUUUUUUUUGCUUGCAAAGAUGUGAUUUUGGUGAUACCUUCCAAAGUCGAGCCACAUGUAGCAUCAUGGGAAAAGACAGCAGCGAGUCAUUCCAGUCAGUAUAUUUUACAUUCUGCACAUGCUGUUAUACUGAAUUACUUGUUUUAACUUUGAUGUCUCUGUUUCAUUUGACCUAUUUUUUGGCUUUGUGUUAAAUCAGCUAUCGGAAGUUAAUUUAGGCAAACAAACAUAAUUAAACACUGUGACAAGAGGUUCAUUUUAUGAACAAAAUCUCACUGUUUAAAGUCUCAAUCAGCAUCUGGUUUGUUGGGGGGAAAAAAUUGCCCAUUUUCUGCUUAUUUACAGCUCUUUAAUUCUUUACCAAUAUUAUUGUGAAAUAUAUUAAUACAAGCUGUCAUUGCAGUUCCACUUUGGGUGAUGAGGAACUGCCUUGUUAAUUCUGUCUACCAAUUAAAUUUCCUGCUGCC